Molecule: messenger RNA, 1040 nt
Organism: Populus euphratica (Euphrates poplar)
Lineage: Eukaryota; Viridiplantae; Streptophyta; Magnoliopsida; Malpighiales; Salicaceae
Exons: 3
Coding region: 1-780 (259 amino acids)
Source: RefSeq, a predicted model, not a curated record
AUGACAUUUUCAGAAAUCAGUUCACUUUCAACAUUGUCACUAUCUUUACCCAGCAACGGAAGGAAGCAUAUCUUGGAAUAUCUCAUGGAUUUGGACAGGAUUGGAGGAGGUGGGAAAGUAGUGUUGAAUGGUGGAUCAAUAAUUAACUCACUGUCUGCUUUGCUACUAUUCCUAUCCGAUGACUCUGACAUUUCAAAGGACGACCAGGCAAUCGACUACGGUAACUUCACAAUCCGAGUGGUAGAUGCUGGUGUACAAGAAAAUUGCUGCUCCAUCCCUCGUUAUUCUUUGGCAUUUGAUAACUUCAGUGACGGAGAUCCAUACACAUGGUAUAAAUACAAGCUGGGGCCGCCAGGAGCGAGUGAACGUUCCGUUUACUAUCGGGGGCACUAUCGGGGGGACCGGUUACCACCUACACUGCCACUGCCUAUGAUUUUCAUGAGCUGUGAAAAUACAGUGAAUUCUCCUCUUUAUGUGGACACGGCUCCCUACAGCCUUAACUAUGGAUCAGGAAAUUAUUCCAACUCUUCUCUUGUGACUCUUUCGAAUUAUGUGACUCUUGGGGGCAUGACUGCCUCGGAUUUGAUGGAACUGUGCAGCAUAGAGAAAAUAUUUUUGCUUCCAAAGAAGAACUACACAGACAAGUCCUUCGAAGAAAUACACAGUGACCUGGCAUAUGGGUUUGAGCUUUCAUGGUACAACGUCUACUGUGAAAAUUGCACAAAGGGCUGCUACAUCGACAGCUCAGACCGUCGUCAAUGCAUUGGCAUCUGUAUGUAACACUUGAUGAUUAAGUUGCUUCAGAUUUGAUUCAUAAGCCUAUAAAUAACUUGUGAUUUGAGGUGGUUCCAUAUAUUUUCUCUGGCUUACUUUUCAAUUUUUCAUUUUUUUUGGGCAUUAGCACAGUAUUGCACUGUCCCCAGAUGUUCAUGUGCAAAUUGUGAGCAUCCAUUACCUGUGGAUUCUACUAUAGUGCACUGAUCAUAAGAUUCAUUCAUGUUCACAUUGUAAAAUGUUCUGACUAUAAUGUGGUUUAAGGU